Molecule: messenger RNA, 759 nt
Organism: Fonsecaea multimorphosa CBS 102226
Lineage: Eukaryota; Fungi; Ascomycota; Eurotiomycetes; Chaetothyriales; Herpotrichiellaceae
Exons: 2
Coding region: 1-759 (252 amino acids)
Biological process (GO): superoxide metabolic process
Molecular function (GO): metal ion binding
Source: RefSeq, a predicted model, not a curated record
AUGUAUCUCUUCGGCAUGCUCUUCUCCAUCAUCGCCCUCGUUCUCCCCGUCAUUGCACAAGAGACAAGCAACAGCACCGACGCCCCGGUGACUCAGAACAACCCUCUCCGCUCCACAUUCCAAGCGGUUCUGCAAGCCGAUAAACCUGUUCAAGGCCAGAUCACGGGGGUGUCCAAUGACAAUGGCACCGGUGUCAAUUUCAACGUCAACUUCUUCAACUUCCCUCUCGUCACGCAAGGCCCUUUCAAUUACCAUAUCCAUGAAUACCCCGUCCCUGCAUCUGGAAACUGCACCGCCACCGGCGGCCACCUCUCACCUUUCGGGCGACAAGAGACCCCCGCCUGCGACGCCACCGCUCCUUGGACCUGCCAACCAGGCGACCUCUCGGGGAAGCACGGCAACAUCUCCUCCCAACUUACCUCUUCCGCCUCCCAGGACUCUCAAGCCGUCGGCACCUUUCAGGCCAUGUACCUCGACCUGUACCUGAGUACCAAUCCAAGCAAUGUUGCGUUCUUCGGAAAUCGGAGUGUGGUGGUGCACAGUGCGAAUGGAACUAGGUUGAAUUGCGGCAAUUUCACACAGAUGAACGCUAGUUCGAGCAGUGGGGGAAACAACGCGAAUGGGACAAACACCACUACUACGCCUACGGCUUCAACUACACACAACGUUGCGGCUGCGGCUGGUGUGUUGAAGUGGGAGAUUUUGAUGGCGAUUGCGGCCGGUCUAGGUAUUAUCCCUUUGGCGGGCGACUUGAUUUGA